AUGAAACGACCAUUACCAUACAACUGUGAAUGUAAAGUAUAUUGUGACAAGAAAGAGGAAUGCAGGGAGUGCACCACGGGUACGCCAGGACCAGCUGGACCUCCUGGUCCACUGGGGCCCGAAGGGGAGUCAGGGGCACCUACCCCUGUCACCUCGAACUGGAGACAAUGCUCGUGGUCAAGCAUCGAUGAUGGCACAGAUUCGGGACAAAUAAAGACGUGUGACUUUACAAAAGAAUAUUCGGAUACUGCUCUGUACGUCUCCUUCUCGGGUAACCUUCGGCUAGCUGGAUCAGGGACGGGCUGCUGUAGAUGGUAUUUUACCUUCAAUGGAGCUGAAUGUUCUAAUCCGAAUAGGAUCGAAGCAGUGGUAUAUGCUUCGGGAUAUGACAGCUAUAAUCUACAUCGACCAAGGAUUAUGAUGGGUUAUUGCUCUGGGAUAGGAACUGGAAGUGUGACAGUCGGAUUCAGUGUAGGAGCGUGUAGUGGCUAUGGGACCUACGACUGCUAUACCGGCUGGAAUAGCGCAAGCCAUAUCAUGAUUGAAGAAGUUACACCUUCACCAUAUGACUGAAGAGGGGUGAUGACAAAUUUUUGACGUUGAGAUUCAGACCUCGAAAAAUACCUUAGUCACGUUA
Lytechinus pictus (painted urchin) is the source of this 637-nucleotide messenger RNA. Its product is annotated as collagen triple helix repeat-containing protein 1-like. Lineage: Eukaryota; Metazoa; Echinodermata; Echinoidea; Temnopleuroida; Toxopneustidae. Bases 1 to 573 code for a protein of 190 amino acids. The transcript is spliced from 4 exons. The record is from RefSeq and is a predicted model, not a curated record.